UUUCCUCAUAGGAACGUCCGCGAAUUUGAUCAAUUAUAUUUUGUCAUUUGUCAACAAACAUAGAUAUAUAUGUUCACCUAAGCAUAUACUUUGAUUUUUUUUCUUCUUUAACAUAAGGUUUGCCUUUCAAAUUUUCCGUUUUUAAUAACUACAUUGGUUUGCUCUGGAUGCAGUGAAUCGUUAAUUGGUUUCGUUGAAAUAUUGUUACUUGAGAGGAGGCAAUGUUGCUUCAUCUUUUCUUUUCAUUGUUCGUGUUUUUGACAUUGACAGACAAUGGAAAUGCUGGUGUAACGAGUUCAUUUGUUCGUAGUGAGUUUCCAGCUGUUGAUAUCCCUCUUGAAAAUGAAGUGUUUGCAGUUCCUAAAGGUUACAAUGCUCCACAACAAGUGCAUAUAACACAGGGUGACUAUGAAGGAAAGUCUGUAAUAGUCUCAUGGGUUACGCCUGAUAAACCGGGGUCUAGUGAAGUACGUUACGGAUUAUCUAAGGGAAAAUAUGAUUUUACAGCUAAAGGAUCAUUCACAAACUACACAUUUUACACCUACAAGUCUGGAUAUAUACACAAGUGCUUUCUUAACGGACUUCAGUAUGACACAAAGUAUUACUAUGAAAUCGGAAAUGGUGACUCUGCUAGAAACUUUUGGUUUGAAACUCCUCCAAAGGUUGAUCCAGAUGCUUCAUACACAUUUGGUAUCAUAGGUGAUCUCGGACAGACAUAUAAUUCUCUUUCGACUCUUCAGCAUUACAUGAAUAGUGGAGCUAAGAGUGUCUUGUUUGUGGGAGAUCUAUCUUAUGCGGACAGAUAUAAGUAUCAUGAUGUUGGAGUCCGUUGGGAUUCAUGGGGCCGCUUUGUUGAACCAAGUACAGCAUAUCAACCGUGGAUUUGGAAUACUGGGAAUCAUGAGAUAGAAUAUAUGCCAUAUAUGGGAGAAGUAACUAUGUUCAAGUCGUAUCUGUACAGAUAUCCGACACCAUAUCAAGCUUCAAACAGCACUAGUCCGCUUUGGUAUUCCAUCAGGAGGGCGUCUGCUCACAUAAUUGUGCUAUCAACCUACUCUCCUUUCGUAAAAUAUACACCACAAUGGAAGUGGCUGAGAGAGGAAUUCAAAAAUGUGGACAGAGAGAAAACUCCUUGGCUUAUAGUUCUUAUGCAUGUUCCUAUCUACAACAGUAAUGUAGCUCAUUUCAUGGAGGGAGAAAGUAUGAGAUCCGUCUUCGAAGCAUGGUUUAUCGAACACAAAGUUGAUGUGAUCUUUUCUGGUCAUGUCCACGCCUACGAACGAUCAUAUCGCAUAUCAAAUAUACACUUUAACAUCUCGAGUGGUGAUCCCUAUCCCGUACCUGAUGAAACAGCUCCAGUUUACAUAACUGUUGGUGAUGGAGGAAAUAAAGAAGGUCUUGCUGCAAGAUUUAGAGAUCCUCAACCAGAUUACUCUGCGUUCCGCGAAUCCAGUUAUGGUCAUUCUACACUAGAGAUUAAGAACAGAACACAUGCAUUCUACCAUUGGAACAGAAAUGACGAUGGAAAGAAAGUUAAAAUCGACUCAUUCGUGUUACACAAUCUGUACUGGGGACAGAAUCAUCAGCAGAGAAAGUCGAAUCAAUAUCGUCUCCGUUCACUCAUUUUAAACAGGGCUUCAACUGCACAACUGUGAGAACAUAUUUCUGCAACUUGCUCUCAACUUAGUUGCAGUUUUAUGGCCAUAUAGAUUAAUAUCCCAAUGGCAACUAAUAAGUUUGAAUAUCUAUUUGCUUUCUUGGACUAUUUGGCUAAUUACUUGAGCCGAGGGUUUAUCAAAAAAGGUGUGCGUACACACUACCUUUCCCAGACCUUAGUUGUGGGAUUAUACGGGGUAUGUUAUUGGACUAUUUGGCUAAAUUUCCACCAAAUAUUUAUCAUUCAAAUAAGAAUUUGUGCUGUUCGCUGCA
Solanum verrucosum is the source of this 1929-nucleotide messenger RNA. RefSeq names its product bifunctional purple acid phosphatase 26-like. The record is from RefSeq and is a predicted model, not a curated record. NCBI's taxonomy places the organism in Eukaryota, Viridiplantae, Streptophyta, Magnoliopsida, Solanales, Solanaceae. The coding region runs from base 222 to 1655 and encodes 477 amino acids. Gene Ontology annotation, molecular function: acid phosphatase activity; metal ion binding. The transcript has 9 exons.